Prorocentrum cordatum is the source of this 728-nucleotide messenger RNA. The record is from the annotation of a GenBank genome assembly. Lineage: Eukaryota; Dinophyceae; Prorocentrales; Prorocentraceae.
AAGCGCCCGCCAUGGCGCCCCAGCGGCCCAUCCUCACGUGCGUGCUGGCGGCCGCGGUGGUGGCCCUGUGCCGCAGGGGCGCCGGCUUCGUGGGCUCGCCCACGCCCGCCUGCCAGCGCGGCGAGCGCGUGGCCGCGCGCGUGAGCGCGGAGUACCUGGAGCGCUGCGGGCCGAAGGACGCGGAUGUGGCGUUCGACGCCUCGGCCGCCAUUGGUCCGGGCCCCACCGUCACCUACAAGAAGCGCCCCUUCGGCAUCCUGCGCUACCAGCCGGGCAACGGCAUGAAGGGCGCGAUGGCCAUGGAGGUGAUGCCGGUGUCCCGGCACCCUGGGGACCCUCAGGGCCAGGCGUUCUCCGCCGGCGUGUCGGGCGGCACGGUGGUGAAGCCCAUCGUCGGCGCGGAGGUGUUGACGGAGGACUUCGGCAAGAUCAUGGACCGGCCCGACGACGAGGUGGCCGACCCGCGCUUCUCGAAGUCCACCGCGCUCGCCCUGGAGAAGUUGGGGAGGAAGGUGGUCUACGCGACCGUGCCGGGCUACGUGUACGCGGGCGCCGAGAUGAAGGCGGACGGCCAGGAGCACGAGCUCCGGGCGUACGCCUACGUCGACUGGCCCGCCGCUGCUCCUGGCCGGCACCGCGGCUACCGCUGCCGCGACCAGCGACGCCAGCACUUCCACGACGACUGCCACGACCGCGGCUACGACGGCUACGUCCCAUCCCACGACCAG